GGCUGCUGGACGCCUGGUGUCAAGACCGCAUCCCGGGCCUGCGCCUCCAGUUUCCUGAGCAGAACACGCCCGGGGUCUUGUGGUUCCAGAUGGUAUCAGAGGAUCUUAAAAACUGGAUGGAUGUCAAACUGGUGCCUGCCUUUGACGCCCUGGGGACGCUGAGUCCUGGAAUCAAACCCAAACCUGAGGUCUACGCAACCCUCCUCAACAGCGGCUGCCAGGACGGUGAGCACGCGGCCUGCUUUGCUGAGCUGCGGAGGAACUUCGUGAACACUCGCCCGGUCAAACUCAAGAACCUGAUCCUGCUUGUGAAGCACUGGUUCCGCCAGGUGUUCCACGAGGAGGCGCAGAGCAGGCGGCUGCCCCCGGUCUACGCCCUGGAGCUGCUGACCAUCUUCGCCUGGGAGCAGGGCUGUGAGAAGGACGCCUUCAGCCUGGCCCAGGGGUUCCGGUCCGUCCUGGGCCUGAUCCAGCAGUACCAGGGCCUGCGUGUUUUCUGGACCGUCAACUACAGCCUCGAGGACCCUACAGUCGGGGAUUUCUUGCGCAGGCAGCUGGAGAGACCCAGGCCUGUGAUACUGGACCCUGCUGACCCCACAUGGGACCUGGGCAGUGGCACAGCCUGGCACUGGGAUGUGCUGGCCCAGGAGGCCCGGACGUGCUGUCACCAUCCGUGCUUUCUGGAGGCAUCUGGGAGCCCCGUGCAGCCCUGGGAGGGGCUGGGCCUCCCACGUGCUGGGUGCUCCGAUUUGGGCCACUGUGUCCUGCGAGACUCUGACCAGGGGACCCCUGCGGACAGCAGGAGCCUGGACGACACUGUGUGUCACUGGGCAGGGGACAGCCGACCCGUGAGUCCAGCCCUGGAGCCCGCCACAGCCGCCAGCAGCGCCUCGUCGGCCCUGGGCGCAGCCUCGGCCUCUGCCCUGGCCCAGGUCCCCGCCAGGGAGCUGGACCGCUUCAUCCAGGACCAUCUGCAGCCCAACCCACGGCUCCAGGAGCAGGCGAAGAGGGCCAUCGAGGUCCUCCAGCGCUGCCUCCACAAGAACUGCGCCUACAGGCCCUCGAGGGUCAUCAAGGGUGGCUCCUUCGGCAGGGGCACGAACCUCCGGGGUGGCUGCGACGUUGAGCUCAUCCUCUUCCUCAACUGCUUCAAGAACUUCGAGGACCAGGAGCGCCACCGAGGGGAGAUCCUCAAGGAGAUGCGGACACAGCUGGCAUCGGGGUGGCAGGACCCAGUCCCCGGGCUGUGCCUUACGUUUCCUGAGCAGAACACACCUGGCGCUCUGCAGGUCCAGCUGGUGUCUGCCGCCCCAGAGACUUGGGUGAAUGUCAGCCUGCUGCCCGCCUUUGAUGCCGUGGGGCAGCUCGGAGCCAACACCAAACCUCAGCCCCAGGUGUACACGGCCCUGUUCAACAGCGGCGGCCACGACGGCCAGCACGCGGCCUGCUUCGCAGAGCUUCGCAGGAACUUCGUGAACACGCGACCCGCCAAGCUCAAGAACCUCAUCCUACUGGUGAAACACUGGUACCAUCACGUGGCAGCUCAAAAUCAAGAGCAGCCAGGCCCCUCUCUGCCCCCAGCCUAUGCCCUGGAGCUCCUGACCAUCUUUGCCUGGGAGCAGGGCUGUAAGAACCACAGUUUCAACAUGGCCCAAGGCCUGCGGACUGUUCUGGGGCUGGUCCAGCAGUACCAGGACCUUUGUGUCUACUGGACGGACAACUAUGGCACUGAGGACCCAGCCCUGAGAACACACCUUCUUGGCCAGCUUCGGAAACCCAGGCCUCUAAUCCUGGAUCCUGCUGACCCCACCUGGAACGUGGGCCAAGGCAGCUGGGAGCUGUUGGCCCAGAAUGCAGCAGCCCUCGAGACCCAGGCCUGCUGUAUGAGUGGGGACAGAACCCCUGUGCCACCCUGGGAUGUGCUGCCAGCUCUCCUCCACCAGACCCCAGCUAGGGACCUGGACAAGUUCAUCAGCCGGUUUCUCCAGCCCAACCGCCACUUCCUGGCUCAGGUGAACAAGGCCGUCAACACCAUCUGCUCGUUCCUGAGGGAAAACUGCUUCCGGAAUUCUCCCAUCAAAGUGCUCAAGGUGGUCAAGGGUGGCUCUUCAGCCAAAGGCACCGCUCUGCGAGGCCGCUCGGACGCCGACAUCGUGGUGUUCCUCAGCUGCUUCUCCCAGUUCACUGAGCAGGGGAACAAGCGGGCGGAGAUCAUCUCCGAGAUCCGGGCCCAGCUGGAGGCCUGUCAGCAGGAGCAGCAGUUUGAAGUCAAGUUUGAAAUCUCCAAGUGGGAGAACCCCCGGGUGCUGAGCUUCUCCUUGACAUCCCAGACGAUGCUGGACCACAGUGUGGACUUUGACGUGCUGCCAGCCUUUGAUGCGCUAGGCCAGCUGGGGGCGGGCUCCAGGCCCCCACACGCACAGGUCUACAGGGACCUCAUCCGCAGCUACCACUGCGCCGGCGAGUUCUCCACCUGCUUCACAGAGCUGCAGCGCGACUUCAUCGUCUCCCGCCCCACCAAGCUCAAAAGCCUGAUCCGGCUGGUGAAGUACUGGUACCAGCAGGUCCAGGGCCACAAGAUGCCCAAGGGGAAGGGCUCCCUGCCCCCCCAGCACGGGCUGGAGCUCCUCACCGUAUACGCCUGGGAGCAGGGCGGCCAGGACCCCCAGUUCGGGAUGGCCGAGGGCUUCCGCACGGUCCUGGAGCUCAUCACGCAGUACCGCCAGCUCCGCAUCUACUGGACCGUCAACUACAGCGCCGAGGACGAGACCAUCGGGGACUUCCUGAGACAGCAGCUUCAGAAGCCCAGACCCAUCAUCCUGGACCCGGCUGACCCGACGGGAAACCUGGGCCACAGCGCCCGCUGGGACCUGCUGGCCAAGGAAGCCGAGGACUGCAUGUCUGCACUGUGCUGCACGGACAGGGACGGCACUGCCAUCCGGCCGUGGCCAGUGAGGGUGCUGAGCUCCCUGGGUGGGGACCCUGAGUACCAGGGAGGGCGGGUCGUGAGCCCUAGGACGCACCUGGCGCCCGGGAGCCCCCGCGUAGCCCCGCGGGCUGCGCUUAGCUGGCGGCUGGUUCCCGCGCAGAGGCGGCGGGACAGGCUCGGCUGCGUUUCCGUCCUCAGGCGGCCGCGGGGGCGGAGCUGCGCGGGCUUCGCUUUCCUUUUCCCCAGCGCAAAGCGGGGCGCAGGGCACAGAGCGCAGGGCCGCGGUCAGCAGGGCGCCAUGGGCAACUGGGAGUCGCAGGUGUCCUCGGUGCCCGCCCCGCAGCUGGACGAGUUUGUCCAGAGGCACCUGAAGCCCUCCGAACCCUGUCGGAAGCAGAUCCAGGGGACGGUGGAGACCAUCUGCGCUGCCCUGAAGGAAAUCCAGCCCUUCCCCGUGGUGCAGAGCGUGGCCAUGGGUGGCUCCUAUAGCCGGGAAACGGUCUUGAGAAACCACUCAGAUGGUACCUUCGUCCUCUUCCUCGACCACUUGGCAAAAUUCCAGGACCACAAGAAAAACCAACAGGAAAUCCUCGACAUCAUUGAGCAACAGCUCAAGGCCCGUCUGCUCGCCCACAGGCUGACAGCCUGGUAUCAGAUCCUGAGACUCGGAGGGCAGCUCCACAUCGAGGUGUCCACCAGGUGGCAGACUGUCUCCUUUCAGGUGCUGCCUGCCUUCAAUGCUCUGGGCUUCAGUGAGAAUCCCAGCCCCUGGAUCUACAGAGAUCUCAAAAGAGCCAUGGAUGAGACCUCUGCCUACCCAGGAGAAUUCUCGGUCUGCUUCGCAGAGCUCCGGAAGAAGUUUUUCAGCAAGUAUCCCAGAAAACUGAAGGACUUGAUUCUCCUGAUAAAGUACUGGUACCAGCAGUGCCAGAAAAAAUGGGGGAUUUCCUCCUUGUUCUCGGAGUAUGCCCUGGAGCUCCUCACGGUGUACGCCUGGGAGCAGGGGUGCGGAGCUGAGGACUUCGACAUGGCCCAGGGCGUCCGCACUGUCUUGGGGCUGAUCGAGCAGAAGGACCUCCUGUGCGUCUACUGGACAGUCAACUACGACUUUGAGGACGAGACCGUCAGGAAUGUCCUCCUGCAGCAGCUCCGAUCUCAGAGGCCGGUCAUCCUGGACCCUGCUGACCCCACCAACAACGUGAGCACACGGGGUGUACCCUGGCCGCGUCUGAAGGAGGAAGCCGGGCUCUGGCUCUCUUCUCUCCAGCAGAGCGGCGAGGCGCCGAGGCUCUCCUGGAAUGUUCUGCCAGCACCACUCUUCAUGACCCCCGGCCACCUUCUGGACAAGUUCAUCAAGGACUUUCUGCAGCCCAACAAAGACUUCCUGGAUCAGCUCCACAGAGCCGUGGACGACAUCUGCACAUUCCUUAAAGAAGAUUGCUUCCGACACUCGACCACCAAGGUCCAGAAGGUCAUCAAGGGAGGGUCAGCCACCAAAGGCACGACCCUGAAGAUCGGUUCCGACGCCGACCUGGUGGUGUUCCCCAGCACACUUCAGAGCUACACCUCCCAGAGAAACGAGCGGGGCAGGGUUGUCCAGGAGAUCCGCAGGCAGCUGGAAGUCUGGCAGCAGAAGACGCAGUUCGAAGUGACGUUCGAGAUGUCCAAGUGGAAGGCCCCCAGGGUGCUGAGCUUCUCUCUGAAAUCCAAAAAUGUCAACGAAAGUGUCGACUUUGACGUGUUGCCCGCCUUUAACGCACUAGGUCAACUGCAUUCCGGCUCCACACCCGGACCCCAGGUCUACGCGGGGCUCAUCGAUCUGUACAGAUCCUCUGACCUCCCGGCGGGAGAGUUUUCUACCUGUUUUACCGAACUGCAGCGCAAUUUCAUCGUCUCCCGGCCCACCAAGCUGAAGAACUUGAUCCGCCUGAUGAAGCACUGGUACAAACAGUGUGAAAGAAAACUGAAAUCCAAGGGGUCUCUGCCCCCGAAGUACGCCCUGGAGCUGCUCACCAUCUACGCCUGGGAGCAGGGCUGCGGGUCGGAGAGUUUCCACACUGCUGAAGGCUUCCGGACAGUCCUGGAUCUGGUCACAAAGUACCAGCAGCUCUGCAUCUUUUGGAAUGUCAACUACAACUUCGAGGACGAGACGAUGCGCACGUUCCUUCUGACCCAGAUCCAGAAAACCAGGCCUGUGAUCUUGGACCCAGCAGACCCCACGGGUGACGUGGGAGGUGGGGACCGCUGGUGCUGGCAUCUCCUGGCCAAAGAAGCCAGGCAGUGGCUGUCGUCUCUCUGCAUGAGAGAUGGGGCCGGAAACCCCGUGCAGCUGUGGAAUGUGCCAACAGUGCAGACGCCGGGCAGUUGCGGAGCUGGGCUCUACCCUGCUGUCUGGGUCAGAAGCCGCUCCAUCCUGAGGUGACGCGCUAGAAGACCUUCUAAGGCCAUCUGGAAAUUGCUCUGGAAGAAUCCGGUCCCCCAGGCUCGCUCCACCCUACUGGGCCCCGCCUCUCCUGCCCGGUGUCUUGGACCCCCUGAAAACAAGGCUGCAGAGCCCUUUCCCGACUCCCACCCGGUUGGACCCCAUGAGGCCGGUGACCACCUUGAAAAGCCUCGGCCCCCAGCCGCCCUCUCUACACCCCUCAAGGACCCUCGCUGCACCCCCAGAGUCAGGCUCUUCUCCUGGCCCUUGGUCCCUUCACUCUGAGCUGUUCUCACAACCUCCCAGCUCAGCCACCAUCUGUCUGUCCCCUUCCCUCCACGCACAGACCCUCCCUGCCCCACGGCUGUGGUGUCCCCCAGCCGGCUGCCCGCCAGCCCUGUCCUGCCAUGGUCAGCUCCCCAGGGCUGUUCCUCCCCCCACCUACUGCCUGUCUUCCCACCCGCCCAGGAGACAACAAAGCAUCCAGCCGGCCUUUGUGCCCAGGGACUGGCAUAGAACUUCAAAACCAAAGAAUUUCCUGACAAAAGUGUCUUUUGCAUUCAUAACAAACCCCCUCCACCAUCCCUGAAUUUCAGCUAAGAAGGUGACUCCCAGCUGGUGCAGUGGCGCACACCUGUGACCCCAGUGACUUGGGAGGCUGAGGCAGGAGGAUCGAAAUUCAAGGCCAGCCUUAGCAACUUAGUGAGGUCCUUUCUCAAAAUAAAAAGGGCUGGGGGUGUAACUCAGUGAUGGAGCAUCCCCAGGUUCAAUUCCCAGUACUGCAAGAAGAAAGGAGGAGGAAGAGCCUCAGAGACCCCAGGGGCACUUAGAGCAUGUGGAGGGGGGCUUCCCGAGCCAGAAAGACCUCCCUCGUAAUUAAAGGGCUAGAGCUUUCCACACCCCCGAUCUUCAGGAAGCAGAGGGAACUAGAGAUUGAGCUCAGUUGUGCGGUCAGUGAUCUAACCAAUCUUGCCCAAAUAAUGGGGUCCAAUAUGAACUUCUGGGUCAUGAGGCUUUGGAGCUUCCUGGUGGGCAAACACUACAGUGUCUCAGGAGGGUCGCAUGUCCCAACACCAGGGGGACAGAGCUCCUGACCUCAGCGUGCUCCUGGAUUGGCUGUACCCUGUCUCUCUCUAUCUGGUUGUUCACUCAUGUUCUUUAUCAUAAAGUGGUGAUUGCAAGCAAA
Messenger RNA from Ictidomys tridecemlineatus (thirteen-lined ground squirrel), 6537 nucleotides. The record is from RefSeq and is a predicted model, not a curated record. Lineage: Eukaryota; Metazoa; Chordata; Mammalia; Rodentia; Sciuridae.